GCCGUCGUCUGCCACAAUCAGCUGAUUCUGUUUACAAGUGUAACGCGCCAUGUGGAGGAGACCAUUGCUUUCUUCAUUGGUGACAUGAAGAAACGAAAGAGAGAAAUUUUACGCUUUUUAGAAUAGCUUUUAAAGCAUGGUGGGCGGCGGGUGCCGGAGCCUGGAGGCGGCCGCACUGCAUGCAUGGCUGCGGGCGCUGGAGGCGGCGGCGAAGCGCGGCGAGGGCGUGCGGGCCCCCCUGGAGGCGCCCCCGGCCCUCCUGGCGGCGGCGCUGAACCAGGGCGCGGCGGGGCUGCGGGAGACCGUAGUUGCCCGCCUUGCGGUGGCCGCAGUGACGGCGGGGGUCAGCCGCCUGGAGGUCCACCUCGAACAUCCCACGCUCAUCGAGGCCUUGAUGGAGGCCCUGCACGCCCACCCCGCCCACAUCACCUCCCUCUCCCUCACGCUGGGGCCUCGCACUUCCUUGGGCGGUCUCCUGAGCCAGGCUCUUCGGGGCAUGAGUGCCCUCACGGCCCUCACCCUCACCCGCCGCACCGACGAAGACAUGAUGGCGCUGGCGCAGGCGGCGCCGCCCCUCCGCACCCUCGACGUGGCCUACUGCGCCUCCGUCACGGAUAAGGGCGUACGUGCGCUGCUGGGCGUAGCGGACAACAGCUACACCAUGAAGGAGGUCCUGACGGGACGGAUCGAGCGCGGCGGCGACGCCCCCGCCACCAGCCUCACCACCGUGAACCUCUGGGGCACGGAGGUGACCACCCGCGGCUGCGUCCUCCUGCUGGCGGCGUGUCCGUCCCUCGCCUCCCUCACUUGCCGCUGGACGGGCGAGGCGCUCGACCUCAUGAUGCGGGGCGGCCGGGAAGCCAGCCUUGCCCUGAGUCAGCUGCUGCUGGCGGAGGCGGCCUUCCCGCCGCUGGAGGAGGUGACAAGGGUGUGCCCUCAGCUCGCGUCCCUGGUGGCGAGGCGGCCGCCAGACCCCGUCAGCGUGAAGAGCAUGAUCAGCUCGAUCCCGUCGCUGACCGCCGUCACGCUCCUGCAGUUCAUGCCCGAGGCGGAGCAGUGGCUGUCCAGCGCGCCCGCGCCCGCCCUCACGUACCUCCACCUGUCGCUCCUCGACGCCCGCCAGGUGGACCUCGCGGGCCUCGCCGACACGUGUCCCGCCCUCACGCAUCUCAUUCUCGAGGGCGUCACGCUCACUCUGCCCCGCCCGCGCCCCUCCGCUCCGCUGUCAAAGCUGACAACCCUAAGGCUCGUGACACCGCCCACGCAGACACACGUCAUCGACCCCGAGGUGGCCGUGUGGGCCAUGGUGUGGGCGAGGAACGCCGUGAGUGUGGACCUGGGAUCCUGCAGACACUUCACUGACCAGCACCUAUCACAGGCCCUGGAUCAGGGGGCGCUCUCCCAGGUGGAGGACCUGCGCCUCUCGGGGGCUUGCCGGGUCACCGACGCCGGCAUCGACGAACUGAUGCGCUGCUGCCCGGACCUCCGCCGCCUCGCCCUCAAGAUGCUCCCCAAGGAACGCCUGGCCGAGCUCGAGGCUCUCAAGGUCAAGAUAAGGGAAGAAAACCUUGACCUUGAGCUCAUAACUUACGGCUGGAAGUUUUGAUUUUUUUUUCUAUAAGAUAAAAAUCAAGAAACAACAGAGGGACAGCACUUUGUGUGUGUGUAUGUGUGCGAGAGAGAGAGAGAGAAUGAGAGUGUGUGUGUUUGUGGUGUAUGCGAGAAUGCAUCAGCUGUUCAUACUUAGCACUUUCGGUGUCGUUUUAUAUUUCAGAGAUGUAUUUGCAUGAUGUAUUAGCUGAUAGAUGGAAAUUAGAUAAACACCCGAAACUUUCUGUGGCCUUCUAUGGAAACAUCACGUGGAUCUAAUCGUAUGGGUAAUGAUUAUUCAGAUUUAUAUCCUUCAAUUAGUGAACUCAUGUACCUCUUGGUUUCAUUAUAUGAUAUUUUCAAUUCUGAGUUUUAUUCCAGUUUGAUGUGUGUUGCAUUUGAUUUCUUAAUCAUUAUGAUAACUAGGAUAUAUGUUAUCGUUGGUAUCGUGAGUAUUACUAGUCAUUAUUAAUACUAUUAUCUUUAUGACCGUUAUAACUUUGAUUCUAGAAUGUCUUGUAUAUUGGCAUUUCUUAGUACGAAUCAUUUUUCUUAAUUAUUAUUUUGAUAGUUUUUACUCACAUUAUUACAACUGUUAUGAUUCUGAUUACUGUUUGAUUUUCGUCACUGUUGUUUUUUUCACAUCACGAUUAUCAUCAGAAUUAUUGUUGGUGUUGCAAUUGGUAUAAAAUUGAUUGUUCUUAUGAUGGUUAGUGGUACUGCUAGUGUUGUAAUUUUCACUAUUGUUAUUUUUAUUGAUAUUAAUAUUGUUACCAUUGCCAUUAUUUUUAUUUUGUUCUUACUAGUAUCAUCAGUGUAAUGAAAAUUAAACAUAGUAUUUUUGAACAUUAGUGAAGGUUGUAUUUUUUUAAAUAUCAAUGAUGUCAUUUAUUGUUGUCGGCAUUAUGAUAUUAAUGAUAAUACUGAUACUAUCAUUAUUUCCAUGUCAUUUAUCAUUGAUAUCGCUAUAUACUGAAAGAAGAGUAAUAUUGUUGUUCUUAAUUGUAUCAUUAUAUCAUUAAUAUUAUUAUUUACUGUUGUUACUGUGAUCAUUAUUCUUUUCAUUAUUGUUAUUAUCUUUGAUAUAUUCUAAUAAUUCUCUCGCAUUUCGUGUCCCUUUAUCAAAGCGAGACACCUUAGACAUAUAAAAGUGUAGUUUAAUCCCAGAUGGUAUUUUUGCUAUUUCGACAUGCGUGCCAUAAUAUCGCAAAAUUAUGAACCAUCGCUUAGGAGGUGCUGAAGCGGUGAUGGGCAGUGUAACAUUUAUGUGACUGCAACUUCUGGUUAGUUUAGACAGUAAGCACAUUGUGUAUAGAUACUAAGUGUGUGUGUAUAAAUGCGUAGACACACACACGCAAACGCACACACACACACACACACACACACACACACACACACACACACACACACACACACACACACACACACACACACACACACACACACACACGCAUACACACACACACACACUGAUAUUCUCCUAUGUGUUCUGAACUUGUGCAAGUUUUUGAAACGUGAUUCUUUCUCAUACGCUAAGGAAGUGUUAACUAUUUGACGCACAACUAUCUUUGCUGUGAUUCAGUCUUCAUAUACUUCGCAAUAGGGAAGUUACGUUAAACAUCUUUUUAUGUAGGUACUUUUACGAAAAAAAAGUCGAUCAGUUCUCUGCUCAUAGUUUUUUGUACUAGUUGGUGGUAGCAACAACCAAAAGGUCUCUCAACCUUCCUGUGUUUACAAAAUCGAAUCCCAAGGUAUGUUACCAGCCAAUCGACCUUAACCAAAGCAAUGUCAGAUUAGUUCUCGUUUUUUAAAUGAUCUUAUUUAACACUGUAAUGGUGUGACUAAUUUCACCCCUCUAGGUUCUUCAAUAACACAAACUCAUAGGUUGUUUAUCGAAGCUCAAAUGUCCAAUAUUUACCUUUGGAUUCGACUAAGUUCUUCAGAGUGUUCAUUCAUAUCGUAAAGUGUCUUUUACCUUGGGUAUUGUCUUCAAUGUAUCUAUUUUUGGGUAUCACUCCAAAUGUCAUAUAUGAAAAUAUAUGGGAAACGAUAAA
Penaeus vannamei (Pacific white shrimp) is the source of this 3644-nucleotide messenger RNA. RefSeq lists its product as uncharacterized. Gene Ontology annotation, cellular component: SCF ubiquitin ligase complex. NCBI's taxonomy places the organism in Eukaryota, Metazoa, Arthropoda, Malacostraca, Decapoda, Penaeidae. Gene Ontology annotation, biological process: SCF-dependent proteasomal ubiquitin-dependent protein catabolic process. The record is from RefSeq and is a predicted model, not a curated record.